This is a messenger RNA of Rhopalosiphum padi (bird cherry-oat aphid), 3620 nucleotides long. Its product is annotated as longitudinals lacking protein-like. Gene Ontology annotation, biological process: regulation of transcription by RNA polymerase II. Lineage: Eukaryota; Metazoa; Arthropoda; Insecta; Hemiptera; Aphididae. Gene Ontology annotation, cellular component: nucleus. The transcript is spliced from 2 exons. Gene Ontology annotation, molecular function: sequence-specific DNA binding; DNA-binding transcription factor activity, RNA polymerase II-specific. Bases 40 to 549 code for a protein of 169 amino acids. The record is from RefSeq and is a predicted model, not a curated record.
UCAUAUUAACAACUGGUGGUUGCAGUUACAGGCGAUGAAAUGGCCACAAUCACUGCCACACAGCGUGUGGUGAAUAAUCAUCUGACCAAUUUCAAUUAUCAUCAUUUGUCAAGUGUUAUUAAAUACUUGAAUAAUCAACAACAAACACCGCAACAACCGCAACAGCCAAAAACAUGGACAACAACUAAUGCAUUGUCAAUAUCUCAAAGAUAUUUUGAGAAAAUUGCUCCAGCUUCUGUUGGCAUUCCUGCGUUGAUGAAUCAAAAUUUUUAUGAUAUGCAGGAUUCUGGUUCAGAUGCUUCUGGUCACGAUGGCUAUGGAAGACACAGGAGACAUAAUAGGGACAAGGAACCUAUAUUUCAAUGUCCUGACUGUGACAAAAGGUAUCGCUCUAAAACAAGUUUAAGUCUACAUAAACGUCUUGAAUGUGGAAAAGAACCAGCCUUCCAGUGCCCAUACUGCCCGCUCAAAACACAUCAGAAAGGUAACCUUCAAGUGCAUAUAAAAAAGAAACACAACGAUCACGGAGAACUUAAUAGGACUUAUUGAAUUUUAUUAGUAAAACUACAUUGGUCUGAUAAACAUUUAGAGAGAUGAUAGUGCCAUCCCCUAGAGUCAUAACUUUUAAUUUAUUUCCUUAAAUAAUAAAAAUAUCCUAAUAUUUUUAAAUAUAUUAAACAAAAUAACGUCAAAUAAAUUCAAAAGUCUGGUUUUAAAACUCAUUUAUACUAACCAUAAUUCAUAACAAUUUUUUUUUUUUACUUUGUUAAUAAAUUUAGGUUUAAUUUAUAUAUUUUUAAUUAAUAAAAAUGAUUCCAAUAUUAAUAAUAUAUUCAAAAAUUAACUUAUUAUUUAUAAGUAAUAAGAAAAACAUCAGUAGAUUCAUUUUUCUUGAAUAAAAAAGUAUUAAAUCUCAUAUUCAUUUAAAAUCUUUUCUUUUAUUCCAAGUAUAGGAGCAUCAUGAAAACAGGGUGUUAUUUUUCAUAUUUACACAUGCUCCUUAAUAGAUUCCUUAGUUUAUUUAAAUUUUAGGUUUUCUGAUUCUUGAAUAAUUAAUUAUAUCAAUUUAUGUAUACGGUAUUAUAUUAUGUAAGUGACUGAUGUUCUUUUCUUAACAAAAUUGUGUAACUGCACAGAACACAAAACAUUUUAACUUGACCUGUAAUAAAAUUGCCCCAUCUGUAAUUAAAAAUCACUAGUUAAAAUAAAUAAUCCAAAUCAAAUCAUAUGUAUAUAAUAUAUUUUAAAAAAAAACUUACAAAAUAUGUAUUCUUUUAAUAUAAGAGUAUUUAUUUAAACUCUUGAUAAUAAUUUAUUUUAUGGACCAAAAUGUCUGCAUAUCCGAGUUUCCGUACAAUAAUAAUAAUAAUAAAAAAUUAUGUGACCAAUUAAUAUUUUUGUGGGUCGCGUAAUUAAUAACACAUAGGUACUUCCAUGCCGUCCAUGUAACCAUGUAUUAUAAUUUAGUUCACACCAAAGUUUUUUUUCUAAGUAUAAAUUAUAUAUUUACCAUAGAUAAAUUUUUCAUUUAUGAUUGUAGUAUUUUGUUAUAAUAUUGUAAUACAUGUUUAAAAAAUAGUUAUAAUAAGCCAUUAUUUUUACCAAAGUUACCUAUCUCAUAUUAAGAUAUUUGUAUUUCAAAAAAUUUAUAAAAACGUGCCUUACACAUGGCUACACGUGAAUUACUAUUGUAAUUGAUUUUUUCCAGUUUUUAACAUUAAUUUCAAUGAGACUCAUAGUGGGUGGUAAUAUUAUCUCUUUAAAUGCUAUAAUAGAAUAAAACACAUAAAUGUUACUUUCCAAAGAAUAUAAAAAUUAUAAUUAUUUCAUUUUAAAAAUGCAAUGUUGCUCUCUCUACUUAAGAUCUCCAAAGAUAUAUAUUUGUAUGAAAAUAUAUAUAUUAAUUAUUAAAUAUUAUAUAAUAAAUUUAUAAAAGUUUAAUUAUUAGCAAUAAGAAACAAACUGUCUGAAUGUAAAAUCUAUAAAAAAAAAAAAAAAAAAUCUACCUCAUAUUACUACGAGUAGUUUUAUCCGUUAAUGAGUGCAAUUUUUCCUAUUUUAUAAAAUGUAACUAUGUAUAAAAAAAAGUUAUACGUCUUGUUCCUAGUUACUUUUUUAAUAUUUAUUUACGUAUUCAUAUAUAGAUAUAUAUAUAUAUAUAAAGUAUCAUAUUAUUAUUACUAUUAUUAUUUUUGUAAUUUUAUUUUUUGUAGUACAUCUGUCUACCUCAUUAAUAGCUUUAAAAACAAAAUGUACAAACAAUAUUACUGUUCUUUUUUUUUUUAUUAUUAUUAUUUAUUAUUAUUUUUACAUCACUUAUAUUGCAUUAGAUAUUAAGCCAUCAAGACUAAACCAACACUUGAAGUACAAAUUUGCGAUUGCAGGAAUUUAUUCAAAUUAAUAAUUUUAAUGUAAUUUGUAGGGUAUAAUAAUAUUCAUCUAGUUAGUUUAAACUGGGGUUCUUUUUCGUGCGGCUAUACAUUAUUUUACUAGACUUGCCUAUAUGAUUUAGAACCUUCCAUAAGUUUUAUUUUUCCGGUGGUAAUAUUGUUCCUAAUACCAAAAAUAUAUGUUAUAUAAUUCCUACUAUAGAGGAAAUGGGAGGUAAUAAUCUAGAAACAAUAUUAUGAUAUUAUGUUUGCUUAUAAAAAUAAACACUAGAUAGAAUGUGUGCGCAGUGUCAUUCUCAAAGCAAUAUAUUUGUAACUUAGUUGGACAUGAGACUUAGACAAAAGGCAAUAACUUUAUGUAGCAAAUAACUUUAAUAUCUAAGCCCAUUCAACAAAUUUGUGUUAGAAUUAUUGAACCCCAUAAAAUUGUUUUUUUUUUUUUUGAAAAAUCGCAAUCAUUGAAGGUACAACAUUAACUUUUAAUAAUAAUCAACUUAAAGUACAAACAAAUUCUAAAUAAUUAAUAUGGUUCAACCACAAUAUUGUUAUGUAUAAUAUGUAUAUAAUGUAAAUGGAUAAAUUCUUAAAAUGUUUUAAUUUUUUUUCUUCCUUUUUUACUUUAUUUUGUAAUAACAAAUUCUAUACCACCCACCACCUCAGUACAUAAGUUCAUAAGAUAACAUUUAAUUUUAAUUUUUUUUUCUACAUAGUUCCUAUUUUUUAGACAAACUAUGCAUUUUACCUUUUUAUAUUUUUAUUUUAAUCAUACAAAUAGUGUUCAUUUUAGUAGAGAAUUAUUUUGUUUAAACAUCUUCAAAUAUGUAAAUUUCAUGUACCUGAUGUUUUGCAUUUAAUUAAUAGGUUACUAGCACUCACAAUGUUUCCAAAGGUAUUUUCCUUCCAAGUAUAAUAUUAUGUACAACAAUUUUAUGUUUAAGCAUAAAUACUUGCAAUAAGUGUUUUUUGUAUGCAUACUGUGUUAAAUAUUUUUAAUUUGUUUUGUAAGCACACAACACAUCAUAAACACAUAAGCAGUAUUAUUGAAUUUUCUUCGUCGUACUAUUAUAUACCUAACCUUUAUUGAAUUUUUUUUAUUAUUAUUAUUUAUGAGAUCAAAUAUAUUAUUUAUUUAGAAAAUAUGUGUAUAUGUUUUGUGCACUAAAUUUAGAUGCUUAGUUUUGAUAAAGUGUAAGAGUAGUAUAAUGCAAUAUGUUGUAAUUUAAAAACAAA